Messenger RNA from Salarias fasciatus (jewelled blenny), 13664 nucleotides. RefSeq names its product dynein cytoplasmic 2 heavy chain 1 (gene dync2h1). Gene Ontology annotation, cellular component: axonemal dynein complex. The transcript has 97 exons. NCBI's taxonomy places the organism in Eukaryota, Metazoa, Chordata, Actinopteri, Blenniiformes, Blenniidae. Bases 164 to 13084 code for a protein of 4306 amino acids. Gene Ontology annotation, biological process: microtubule-based movement. Gene Ontology annotation, molecular function: ATP hydrolysis activity; ATP binding; minus-end-directed microtubule motor activity. The record is from RefSeq and is a predicted model, not a curated record.
CAGCGCUGAGGGAAAAAGUAGGGAGCUGAGUGUCCGAAUCGCCAACGGAUUCAGGGUACUACAUAGUGCACUACGUAGUCCAGCACUAUGUCGUGAUUGAGGGGUUUGGGCAUAGGGCGUACAUUCGGACACAGCCCAAGCCUUCUAAUAACAUACCUGAGAGAUGCCUCACGGUUCAGAUGAUGCUCGCAAGAGGUUUAUCCUCACCACGGCUGGAAACUUCUACGGGAUAAAACCUUCGUCGUCCCUGACCGACAGUCCAGAGCUCAAUAACUUCUUGGAUGAUGGGAAUGAAUUUGUCCUGUCUUUCAGCAGUCAUGGCAGUGACCUGCACUUGUCAAAUAAGAUUGAAGCUGCGGCCGACAGCAAAGAGAAAGUGUUGGUGUUCUUCAAACUGCAGCCCAUGGUGAUCACGGAAGACAACCUUCAUCAGAGCCUCCUGGUGUCGUCCAUGCUGGAAUCUCCCAUCAACACUCUCUACCAGGCUGUUAAGCAGGUUUUUGCACCUGUACUGCUGAAGGAUGAGCGCUGGCGUUCAACAUUUGACCCAAAGCUGGCGGGCCUUCUGGGUGAGCUGGAGGUCGGGCUGGGCUCAGUGGUUCGUCAGUCUGGAGCGAAGACUUCUGCCAGGAAGGGUCGCAUGGAAGAAGAUGUUCUGGGUAUCUUGACUCCCAGUGAUGAGUUCCAGUACUGGGCUGAUCUCUCUGAGUCUGCCGAGAAAAACGGUGUCAGAGAAAGGGCUUCACAUUUUGCUGAGCUCUUCAAGCCCAUUCAGAAGGAGUAUGGUGGUCUUGACGGUUUGUCCAUGUCGGAUGUCGUGGAUUUGGUGGAGCAAAGCAGAGACUCUCUGGAUGAUGUGUGGCGGCAGACUGAUUAUGAACCUUAUCGUGAGACCCGCAUGGUCCGACUGAUGGAUGUUAUUGGUGGCGCCUUGGGAAGAUAUGUCCAAAGGAAGCUGGGUGAUGUGAACAUUUUUGAGGAGCCAUUUGUGUCAGUGAGAGAGAACCUGAGAAUGGGCAUUUCCAUCUGUGAACAGUGGGUGGUGGCCUGCGAGCAUUUAACCGGGCAGACAUGGAAGAGACAUGCUCCCUGCCCCUGGAAGGGAAACAAGCACUGCCCACAAACCCUGCUUUGCCUUGCAAAACGAUUGAAUGAGGUGGUGACUCUGCGUAUGGUUCACGAGAAGCUGCUGUGUUUGCUUCCUGGAGGGAAGCAGCAGGCUCUGACUUCACAUCGUGUGUUUGAACCAUUCUCUGGCCUCAACCCCCUUCAUUACAACCCGUACACCGAGCCCCUGUGGAGAGCAGCAGUGGCUCAGUUUGAACGCCUCAUGACUCCAUCAGAGCAGGAGGUAGCCGGCAGACUCAAGAGCUACAUUGCUGACGUCCAGGACAACCCACAGCAGCUGUUACAGGUGUUCCAAAAACAUAAGGAGCUGAUCAAACGUCCCACCAUCAACAAAGAGCUGCAGUCUGAGAGAGAAACUCUUCUGGCCAGAUUACUGGACUACAACAAAGGCCUGAAGACUGACUUUGAGAGUCGGUGCCACGGAGGCCCUGGAGAAAAGUCUGGACCGCUCAUCGGACGAAACCUCCCUGAGGUGGUUAACAAAAUAGUUUGGGUGCGACAGCUGCUGCACAAGGUGGAAGACUCAGUCCGCAUAGCCGAGGCUCUGCUCUCAGACCUGUCUGGGUUCAAAGGUUUCCUCCAUUUCUCUGAUGACCUGCUGGAAGCUCUGCGGGCCUAUGAACAGGAACAGUUCGAGGACUGGUCCAGAGACAUCAUGUCUGGACUGGCUGACCCGAAGUCUGGCAUCAGUCUACAGGCCAGUAACCGUGUUAUGGAACUGGACCAUGUGGACGGCAGGCUGAAGAUCCAGUACUCAGACCGGCUGGUCAGUCUGCUCCGAGAAGUCCGGCAGCUCUCUGCCCUGGGCUUUCCCAUCCCAGCGAAGAUACAGCAGGCUUCCAACACUGCAGACAAAUUCUACAGACAAGCGGUUGUCCUCAAACAGGUGGCUCAUUUCUACAACACCAUUGACCAGCAGAUGAUUCCCUCUCAGAGACCAAUGAUGCUUGGCCUUGCGCUGGCAUUUGAACAAGUCAUCAAGAAUCCCCGUCAUUCAAAAGACUCUGCUGGUAAAGUGCAGAUCACCUGGGACAACCCCAAAGAGCUAGAGGUGUACAUCGCCAAGCUGCAGUCUGCGGCUGAGAAACUCUCCACCGAAAACAGGAAGUUGCGAAAGUGGCACACUGAUUUCGUUGAGAAGGUGGUGACACUGAUGAACGUAGACCUGCUCAGACAUCAGCAGCGCUGGAAGGACGGCCUUCAGGAGCUCCGCACUGGCUUUGCCACACUGGAAGCUCAGGGCUUCAGGUCUGAUGACAUGCGAGCGUGGCGGCAGCACUGGAAUCAUCAGCUGUAUAAAGCCCUUGAACACCAGUACCAGACUGGAUUGGAAGCUCUGAAUAAGAACCUGCCCGAAAUACCCAUAGAUCUAACUUUCAAGCAGGGCCGCUUGCAGUUCCGUCCGCCUUUUGAGGAGGUGCGAGCGCGCUAUUUCAGAGAGAUGAAGCGCUUCAUCUCCAUCCCCAACCAGUUCAAAGGGGUCAGUCUCCAGGGGGAGGAGCUAAUCUUCAACAUCAUGAUUGACAGAAACGCCUCUGGGUUUCUCACCAUUUUCAGCAAGGCCGAAGACCUCUUCGAGCGCCUGCAGGCUGUACAACACAAGUUCAAGGAGUGGGUGGUCCUGGGGCAGGUGGAUUUGGAAAACUUAGUGGAGAAGCAUCUGAGUUCCGUACAGGACUGGGAGAGAAAUUUCAAAGCUCUGAAAGCCAAAGGGAAGGAGUCUGAACGGCUACCGAGUCAGGAGAAGGUGGACUGUAUCACAGUCAACUGUGAGCCUGUGAAAGCCGUCAUCGACGACCUGAUCCAAAGGCUGUUUGACAUUUUGCUUCUGUCACUUCGGAAGUCGAUUCAAGCUCACGUGCUGUCAAUAGAGAGUUUUGUGUCCGAAUCAAUGGAUGUUCUGUCCAGUCGGCCCGAGAGCAUGGAGGAGAUUGGUACUGCCAACGGAAAAUAUAACCAGAUACUUACUCGCAAACCUGAAAUCCUGCCUCAGUUUCAGUGUGCUGAGGAGAAGAACCGUCUGCUGCGCGCUGUGGCCGGCGCCGGCGUGGAUUCUCUCUCCUCACUGAGGGCCAAGUGGGACAAGCUGGAGCUGGUCAUGGAGAGUCAUCAACUGAUGAUCAAGGAACAGGUGGAGGUGAUGCGAAGUCACGCCGCAGACCGCAUCAGUGCGUACAGGGCCGAUCUGGAGCGGUUCAAGGCACGCUGGGACCAGCUUAAACCGAAAGACGAGAUGCUGGAGACAGACGACCACGCUGCUCUGCUUGCGUGUCUCCAGACUAUCAGGGACAAACAGCAAGAGUUUCAGGAGCUGGAGCUUGUUCGCACUAAACUGCUAGAGGACUGCUCCUGUUUUGAUCUGGAGGCUCCAGAUUUCUUUCUGGCCGACGAGACAAAAACAGACCUGGAGGAGUUCGGCCAGAUGUGGGGUCUGUAUGAGGAGUGGCAGCAGGGUUUCACCGAGAAGGCUCAGGAGGACUGGAUCACAUUCAGGAGUAAAACAUAUGUCUUUGAAGAGUUUCUGUUCACAUGGCAAGACAAACUGCGAAAACUGGAGCAACCGACGUCCAUGUCUAUUAAGCUACAAGGGGAAGUGGACAAAUACAAGAAUAUGGUUCCACUGCUGAAAUAUGUCCGUGGGGAUCAUCUGUCUCAGGACCACUGGCUGGACAUGUUCCGUCUCCUGGGUCUCCCCAGAGGGACGACCUUAGAGAAACUUACCUUCAGUGACAUUCUUGGUGUAGCAAAUACCAUCAUAGAAAAGGCGCUAGAACUCAAGGACCUGAACAGUCGUGCUCAGGCAGAGGUAACAAUCAGAGAAGCACUUAGAGAGCUGGAUUUGUGGGGAGCUGCAGCUGCCUUCACUCUCACAGAGUACACAGACAGCAGCAAGCGCAUUCUCACACUCAUCAAGGACUGGAAGGACAUAGUCAACCAGGUUGGAGAUAACCGCUGUCUGCUGCAAUCUCUGAAAGACUCUCCUUAUUAUCGCAGCUUCCAGGACAAGGUCAGCCUGUGGGAGGUUCGACUGUCAGAUUUAGAUGAGUACCUGCUCAGUCUGAACGCCAUCCAGAGGCGCUGGGUUUACUUGGAGCCUAUCUUUGGACGAGGAGCAUUGCCUCGAGAGGAGGCCCGCUUCAAACGUGUCGAUGAAGACUUCAGGUCUAUAAUGUCAGACAUCCAGAGGGACAACAGAGUGGUUUCUCUGAGUUUGAGGGCAGGAAUCAGAAGCUCCCUGGUCACCAUACUGGAUCAACUGCAGCGCUGCCAAAAGUCACUGAAUGAAUUCCUGGAGGAGAAGCGCUCUGCCUUCCCGCGGUUCUAUUUUAUUGGAGAUGACGAUCUUUUAGAGAUACUUGGACAAGCAACAAACCCAAAUGUCAUCCAGUCACACCUCAAGAAGCUGUUUGCAGGCAUACACAGUGUUGUGUUUGAUGACCAGGGCCAGAACAUUGUUGCCAUGUGCUCUUUGGAAGGAGAAGUAGUGCCACUCAGAAACCUCGUGCACAUCUCCAGCCUUGUCGAGGCGUGGUUAAAUGAGCUUUCUGUGGAAAUGAAAGAGACUCUGAAGAACUUGUUGUUCAAAUGUCUGUCAGCUGGGAAGAAAGGGGCGCUGGACCCCUCUCGCUAUCCAUCACAGAUUUUAUGUCUUGCUGAGCAGAUCCAGUUCACUGAAGAUGUGGAGAGAGCUUUGAAAGAGCAGAGUUUGCAGCAGCUGGAGCUUGAGCUGAAAGGAAAAUUGGAGCACUACACUGCAGUGGACACCAGCUCCGACGAACAGCCGAACACAGAGUCCAGUAUCCUUCAGCUGAAGCUGAAGGCCUUGAUCCUGGAUAUUAUCCAUAACAUCAGUGUGGUGAAACAGCUCAGCCAGGCAGGAGUGACCAGCACUGACGCCUGGGCCUGGAAGAAGCAGCUUCGCUUCUACAUGGGACCUGAUAAAUGCUGCUACAUACAAAUGGUUGAUGCACAAUUCAGCUAUACAUAUGAAUACCAGGGCAAUGCUGCUAAGCUGGUGCACACUCCUCUGACCGAUAAGUGCUACCUUACCCUGACCCAGGCCAUGAAGAUGGGGCUUGGGGGCAACCCCUAUGGCCCGGCCGGCACAGGCAAAACCGAGUCAGUCAAAGCCUUAGGGGGGCUUUUUGGACGGCAAGUGCUAGUAUUCAACUGUGAUGAGGGAAUUGAUGUGAAGUCAAUGGGACGGAUCUUUGUGGGGCUGGUGAAGUGUGGAGCGUGGGGCUGCUUCGACGAGUUCAACCGGUUGGAGGAAGCUGUGCUGUCUGCGGUGUCCAUGCAGAUCCAGGCAAUUCAAGACUCCCUCAAACACCACAAGAACACAUGUGAGCUGCUGGGCAAGGAGGUGGAAUUAGACCCAAACUCUGGGGUGUUCAUCACGAUGAACCCAGCAGGAAAAGGCUAUGGAGGCAGACAGAAGCUUCCAGACAACCUGAAGCAGCUGUUCAGGCCAGUGGCCAUGAGCAAGCCAGACAACGAACUCAUUGCUGAAGUCAUCCUUUACUCUGAGGGCUUCAAAAAUGGAGAAAUGCUGGGGCGCAAAUUGGUUGCAAUCUUCAACCUGGCCAGGGAGCUGUUGACUCCUCAGCAGCACUAUGACUGGGGUUUGCGUGCUCUGAAGACGGUGCUGAAGGCCUGUGGCAGCCUCCUGCAGCAGCUGAGGAGGAGUCAUGACAAGGAUAAAAUUGAGGAGGCUGGGCUGGUGGUGCAGGCGCUGCGGCUGAACACCAUGUCCAAGCUGACUUUUGCCGAUAGCUCUCGGUUUGAUGCCCUGGUCAAAGACGUCUUCUCGGGGGUUAGUUUCACCGACGUGGAGGAUCAGCUGCUAAUGCAAGCCUUGGAGCAAGUCUACAAGGAGGCACAGCUCGAGCUGAUUCCCAGUCAGCUGAAGAAGGCUUUAGAGCUGAAUGAACAGCUGAGACAACGAAUGGGUGUUGUCAUUGUCGGGCCCAGUGGAGCAGGCAAGUCCACACUGUGGAGGAUGCUCCGGGCGGCUCUCAGCAAGACAGGCAAGGUGGUGAAGCAGUACACAAUGAAUCCGAAAGCCAUGCCCAGACAGCAGCUGCUGGGACACAUCGACAUGGACACCAGAGAGUGGGCUGACGGCGUCCUCACACACAGUGCCAGGAAUGUGGUGAGGGAACCACAAGAGGUGAACUCCUGGAUUGUUUGUGAUGGUGACAUUGACCCAGAGUGGAUUGAGAGUCUGAACUCUGUGCUUGACGAUAACCGACUCUUAACCAUGCCCAGUGGAGAGCGCAUCCAGUUUGGACCCAAUGUUAACUUUCUCUUUGAGACUCAUGACCUGAGCUGCGCCUCACCCGCCACCAUAUCUCGAAUGGGCAUGAUCUUUCUCAGUGAUGAAGACAUUGACGUCGGCGCUUUGGUCAAGUCUUGGUUAAAAUGUCAGCCAGAGGAGUGUCGCAGCAACUUGGAAAACUGGCUGGGUGAUUAUUUGCAACGAUCUCUCGACUGGGUCCACAAACAGAAUGACUUUGUGGUGGAAACUAGUCUGGUGGGAACAGUGUUCAACUGCCUGUCACACCUCAACGCAGUGACAGAGAGAGGUCAGUUCAUCGUUGGCUUUCUCAGAGGGAUGGGAGGAAACCUCAACCUCAAAACACGACAGGAGUUUGCCAAGGAGUUGCUGAGCUGGGCCAGAGAAAGCCCACCAGAUGCCAGAAAGCCGCUGGAUACCUACUACGACUCUGACAGCGGCCAUCUAGCAGCCUACACGUUCCAGCGUCCUGAAAGUCUCACGCUGGAACAGCUGUCCGCUACACACAUGCUGCCUGUUAUCGAGACGCCGGGCAUACAGAGAGGUCUGCACUGUUUCUCCCUGUGGCUCUCGGCUCAGCACAGGCAGCCCUUCAUGGUGGUGGGACCAGAGGGCUGUGGAAAGGGCAUGCUCUUGCGCUACGCCUUCUCUCGGCUCCGUUCUACCCAAGUGGCCGUGGUUCACUGCAGCGCCCAGACCUCGUCCCGCCACGUCCUGCAGAAGCUCGGCCAAACAUGCCUGCUGCUCAGCUCCAACACCGGGAGAGUGUUCAGACCAAAGGACUGUGAGAAUCUGGUCCUUUACCUGAAAGACAUCAACCUCCCCAAACCGGACAAAUGGGGAACCAGCAACCUCAUUGCCUUCCUGCAACAGGUGCUGACAUACAAAGGAUUCUACGAUGAAAACCUGGAGUGGGUGAGUCUGGAGAACAUCCAGGUGGUGGCCUCCAUGUCAACAGGCGGUUCUGUCGGCAGCCAUUCACUCACCUCCCGCUUCACCUCGAUCGUCCGCCUCUGCGCCAUAGACUAUCCUGACAGGGAGCAGCUGCAGACAAUCUACUCAGCUUACCUGCAGCCAGUUCUCCAGCACAGCCUGGGCAGCCAGGCGGCCUGGGCCAGCGCGGGGAAAACACACCAGCUGGCCGGCUCUCUUGUGCAGCUCUAUGAGCAGGUGAAAGCCAAGCUCACUGUGGACGAUCACAGCCACUACCUCUUUACCCCCUCUAUUCUCACAGAGUGGGUACUCAGCUUGCUGCGAUACGACCUGACUGCAGCCCAAUCUAACGUGACAGACAGCGUGCUGGAGGUGGUGGCAUACGAGGCCAGGAGGCUGUUCAGAGACCGGCUAGUUUCCUCCAAAGACCUUCACACCUUCGAUAACAUCCUGUCUUCCAUCAUACGGGGGGACUGGAGCUCCGAUGCCCUGGACAAUAUGACCGAUGGGUUCUAUGUGACUUGGGGCUCCUCUGAAGGGGCCGUCAUGGCUCCAGGUCUGUCUCUGCCUCCUCAUGGGAAACAACUUGGACGGCUGAAUUCUGCUGACCUGAAACAGGUUAUACAAAAGGGAGUAGCGCUGUACAGCCGUGAUAACAAGGAGCUGGAUCUCCUCCUGUUCUGGGAAGUGUGUGACUUUGUGUCCCGGGCGGAUCGAGUCCUGAGCCGACCUGGUGGCUCUCUGCUUCUGGCCGGGCGCAGCGGCGUGGGCCGGCACACGGCCACAUGCCUGGUGUCACACAUGCAUGGAUACACAGUGUUCACGCCCAAAAUCUCCCGCGGUUAUUCUCUUAAACAUUUCAACAAUGACCUCAAGACGGUGAUGCAGCUGGCAGGUCUGGAUGGACAGCAGGUGCUGUUACUCCUGGAAGACUAUCAGUUUGUCCAUCCAGCCUUCCUAGAGAUGGUGAACAGUCUGCUGUCGUCAGGUGAGGUUCCAGGUCUGUAUUCUCCAGAGGAACUGGAACCGCUACUCUCCUCCCUGAAAGAUGCUGCAUCUCAGGAUGGAUUUACUGGACCACUCUACAACUAUUUCUCCUACAGAAUCCAGCAGAAUCUCCACAUUGUUUUGAUCAUGGACUGCUCCAACACCAACUUCACGAUCAACUGUGAGAGCAACCCAGCUUUCUACCGCAAAUGCUCCGUCCAGUGGAUGGAAGGAUGGUCAGAAAGCAGCAUGAAGAAGAUUCCUGAGCUGCUUCUGGCAAAGACAGAACAAGGAGGUGAGGAAAAUGAAAGAGAAAAGGGCUGUGAAAGGACAAGCUCAGGAGACCUGUGCCGCUCGUUCCUGAUGGUCCACGAGUCGUGCAGAGAACACGGCGCUACACCAAGUCAGUACAUGUCCUUUCUUCAUGUUUACACGGCGUUAUACAGUCGGAAGCAGAACCAGCUCACAACCAGACAGCAGCAUCUACAGGCUGGCGUGUCCAAACUGAAUGAAGCUAAAGCAUUAGUUGAUGAUUUGAAGAGGCGGGCGGCGGAGCAGAGCGCACUGCUGAAGACUAAGCAACAGGAGGCAGAUUCUGCCCUGCAGGAAAUCACCACCUCCAUGCAGAAUGCCAGUGACCAGAAGACAGAGAUGGAAAAAAUAAAAGGGAAAAUGGCUCAAGAAGUGUCCAAGAUUGAAGAGAGAAAAGCCAAAAUCGAUGACGAGCUGAAGGAAGUACAGCCUUUAGUGGAUGAAGCAAAGCGUGCAGUUGGAAACAUCAAGCCCGAAGCUCUGUCUGAGAUCCGCUCCCUCCGCAUGCCCCCCGACGUCAUCCGAGACAUCCUGGAGGGGGUGCUGAGGCUGAUGGGCAUCUUCGACACGUCCUGGGUCAGCAUGAAGAGCUUCCUGGCUAAGCGUGGCGUGAGGGAGGAAAUCGCCACAUUUGAAGCCAGAAACAUCGCCCCUGAGAUUCGUGAGAGCGUCGAAGAGCUGCUCAGCAGGAACAAGGCCUCCUUUGACCCCAAGAAUGCGAAGCGAGCGAGUGCUGCAGCUGCUCCUCUGGCCGCCUGGGUCAAAGCCAACGUCCAGUACUCGUUUGUCCUCGAGAGGAUCGAGCCACUGGAAAGAGAGCAAGCCGGGCUCAUGGAAAACCUCAGAAAAACUGAAAAUCGGAAGAAUAAACUGGAAGACCAGCUGAACUCUGUUGGAGCCAAAGUCAACGAGUUGAAAGAGAAGUUUCAGUGUCACACUGCAGAGGCGGCCAAGUUGGAAGCUGAAGUGUCAAAAGCUCAGGACACGAUCACUGCUGCCCAGCAGCUCAUAUCGCAACUGGACGGGGAACACACACGGUGGAAUGCACAGAUGUCGGAGAUAAAGAAUGAGCUUGAUACGCUCCCCGUCAGGGCCUUGCUCGCUGCAGCCUUCAUCACAUAUCUGUCUGCAGCUUCUGAAGAUCGUAGAAGACACUGUCUGAAAGCAUGGAUGGCUCACUCUGGGCUACAGAAGUUUGACCUGCGAUCGUUCCUGUGCUCGGAGAGUGAACAGCUGAUCUGGAAGAGUCAAGGGCUCCCAUCCGAUGAUCUCUCCAUGGAGAACGCUCUGGUUAUACUGCAGAUCAAUGCACUGAAGUUACAGAGUGUCGCUUGUCCGUUCCUGAUCGAUCCAUCAUCCCGAGCCACAGAGUGGUUAUGCACGCAUCUCAAGCAGCACAGACUAGAAGUCAUCAACCAACAGGAUAGUAACUUCAUGACGUCUCUGGAGCUGGCAGUCAGAUUUGGGAAAACCCUCAUAAUCCAGGAGAUGGAUGGAGUUGAACCUGUGCUCUAUCCGCUGCUGAGGAGGGACCUGAUUGCACAGGGUCCUCGAUACGUGGUGCAAAUAGGAGACAAAGUCAUCGAUUACAAUGAGGACUUCCGUCUCUUCCUGGCGACCCGGAAUCCCAGCCCCUUCAUCCCUCCUGACGCCGUUUCAGUGGUCACAGAGGUCAACUUCACCACCACCAGGGCGGGCUUGAGAGGGCAGCUGCUGGCCUUGACCAUCCAGCAGGAAAAGCCAGAACUGGAGACUGAGAAAACAAGGCUUCUUCAACAAGAGGAAGACAAGAAAAUUCAGCUGGCUCAGUUGGAAGAUUCACUGUUGGAGACCCUGGCCACAGCUCAGGGUAAUAUUCUGGAAAACAGUGAGCUGAUAGACAGUCUGAACCAGACCAAAGCGAGCAGCGCUCUCAUCCAGGAGUCCCUCCAGGAAUCACACCGGCUGCAGGCAUCCCUGGAUCAGGAGCGGGAUGCUUACCUGCCUCUUGCCGAGAGCGCCAGCAAGAUGUACUUUGUCAUCACAGACCUGUCGAAAAUCAACAACAUGUACCGUUUCAGCCUUGCCGCCUUCCUGCGCCUCUUCCAGCGAGCUCUGCAGGCCAAGAAGGAAGAAGAAAACACUGAAGCCAGGAUUGCUGCUCUGGAAACCAAAUUGAAGAAUAUGGUGUAUGAGUAUGUCUGCCGGUCCCUUUUCAAGGCUGACCAGCUCAUGUUUGCCAUCCACUUUGUGAAAGGGAUGCACCCUGAACUCUUCCAAGAGAAUGAAUGGGAUGUGUUCACUGGAUCAAUCGUCGGGGAAAUGUUCAAGAAAGAGGAGCUCCCUUCUUGGAUUGACCAGGAGAGACAUGGAGCAGUUGCUGUUUUUAAAUCUACGUUCCCGGCCCUCUACCAGACCCUGUGCUUGAGUGACUCAGACCUUUGGCUGUCCUUCUUGCAGAGCUCACAUUGUGAGCAGGAAAUACCGUCUUCCAUUGCCAAAAAAAUUAGCCCUUUCCAACAGCUUUUGCUGGUGCAGGCACUCAGACCAGACCGACUGCAGAGCGCCAUGACAGCCUUUGCUUCCCAAGCUCUGCGUAUGAAAGAGCUCUCCCCUCCUCCCCUGAAUCUGCGCCGUCUCUACACCGAGACAAUGGAAUGGGAGCCAGUGUUGAUCAUCAUCUCUCCAGGGGCAGACCCCUCUCAGGAGCUUGCAGAACUCGCAGCAGAAACUGUUGGCAGAGACAACUACCAUGAGAUCUCCAUGGGUCAGGGACAAGCUGAUGUGGCCUUAGCCACGCUCAGGGAGUGUUCCCGUAAUGGAGACUGGCUUUGUCUGAAAAACCUUCACCUUGUAACGGCGUGGUUACCCCUCCUGGAGAAAGAACUGAAUGUGCUGCGUCCCAAAGCCGGGUUCCGUCUCUGGCUGACUGCUGAAGUUCACUCCAGGUUUCCUGCAAUACUUCUGCAGUCCAGUCUCAAGAUCACUUACGAGGCUCCUCCAGGACUGAAGAAAAAUUUGCUCAGAACAUAUGAGUCCUGGACUCCGGAGCAGAUCAGUAAAGGUGGUGUUCUGGUGAGAUCGCAGUCUUUGUUUUGCCUGGCGUGGUUCCACGCUGUCUGUCAAGAGAGACGGAACUACAUACCACAGGGCUGGACCAAGUUCUAUGAGUUUUCUUUGUCGGACCUCCGGGCUGGAUUUGAGAUCAUUGAUCGGCUGUUUGAAGGUGGUAAACAGUUCCAGUGGGAGUUUGUCCACGGUCUGCUGGAGAGCGCCAUCUAUGGCGGACGCAUUGACAACCCCUCUGACCUCCGCAUCUUACGCUCCUACCUGGAGCAGUUCUUCUCUGCGCGCCUGCUGUCAUCCUCUCUUUCUGCCGGACAAAAGAGGAGCAGAGGAGGAGGCCGAUUCUUUCCACCUCAGAUCAGCCUCCCAAGCUCGUGCUCCAUAAUGGACUACCGCAGCGUAAUAGAGAAUCUCCCAGAGGAUGACAGGCCUGCAUUCUUUGGUCUUCCUGCCAACAUCGAGAGAUCCUCCCAGAGAAUCAUCAGCUCCCAGGUGAUUUCACAGCUGCGAGUUCUCAGUCGCUCCAUAGCAACUGGUUCGAAGUUCGACAGAGAGCUGUGGUCGAAUGGACUUUCACCGAUCCUCAACCUGUGGAAGAAGCUGAACCAGGGCUCGAACCUGAUCCAUCAGAAGGUGGACCCACCAGCAGAAGGUCAAAGGUCUCCGGUCCUGUCAUUCAUUGCUCUGGAACAGUACAACGCCAUUCGCAUGGUGCAGGGUAUCCACCAAUCCCUCGCUGCACUGAGCAAGGUCAUCAGAGGAACCCAACUUUUAACUCCAGAGGUCCAGAAACUGGCCACAGCAUUACUAAAUCAAGAGUGUCCGUUAACAUGGCAGAAUAAAUGGGAGGGACCAGAGGAGCCGAUGCAGUACCUCCGAGCUGUGGUAACUCGGGCUCUCGCCAUACAGAGCUGGGUGGAGCGAGCAGCCAGACAAGCUCUCCUGUCGGACAUCCUAGAUUUAUCUGAGCUCUUCCACCCUGAUACCUUCCUUAAUGCUUUGAGACAGGAGACGGCCAGGACCAUGGGCUGCUCCAUGGACAGCCUGGUCUUCAUGUCCUCGUGGAAGAGUCCAAUUGCUCAGGCCAAGCUGCAAGUCAAGGUGGGAGGUCUCCAGUUGGAGGGCUGUGGUUUUGACGGCGUGCACCUCCGUGAGAACCAGCACGAUUCAGCCAGUGUGUCUGCCGUCCCGCCGUGUUACAUGGCCUGGGUGACUCAGAACUCGGCCGCUGACUCGGCCCCGGCCCCCGAGGACAGUAUCUGGCUGCCACUUUACACCAGCUCGGAGAGGGUGAAGGUGGUCACACACAUCUCACUGCCCUGCGGAGCAAAUCCCAGCCAGUGGAUCCAGACCGGGGCUGCUCUCUUCCUCAAACAGCAGUGAGCAGCUGUUAGCUUUGUUCCCAGAGCAAACGUCACACACAGAUAAUGUUAUCAUGGGAGAAUUAUUCAGGAAAAGUUUGAAGCGCUCGGAUAUAUCUUUCUGCGAUACGGACACCGUCCAUUGCUCAUGAAUGACUUUAGCUCGCUGGUCGGAAACUUUCAAGUUCAGCGUUUUAAUGGUGUUGUCAUUUACAUAACGGGGGACAGAUGAGAAUGUAAGAAAACUAGAUCGCAGGGACAAAUACUUUGUACUCUCCCUCUUUUUUCAUAACAAGAUUAAUUAUUGCAUUAAAAAAGAGCUUUCUCCCUGAUUUUUUAAAGAUAGCUUGGCAAAAUAGAACAGCAGGACCAUUUUGAAUGAAUUAUAAGCAAAAGAUUAUUUUUGUCUAAAUCUGAGUGAAGCUUGAUUCAGUUUAGCUCACCUGCUGUUAGUCUCAAGAAACAUUACUAUACUCGCUUCAAAUUAGUUCGAUUGGAUACAAACUUUGUUCUAAUGUGAAAUUGUUACAGAUGUCUGAUGUACAGAUAUUCCAUGUGUGUUUUUUAGUAUUUAUUCUCAGUACAAAUAAAUCGUUUAUAUU